UCUUACCGGCAGUGCGUCUGUUUUUACUCGUUACUGGAAGCGCCCUGUCAUGGGCUCUCGUACAGGAUCUCGUGGAAAAGUGAGAAGCUCCCGCCAAGGAAAGAACCUUGACUCGCGUUCGAAGCAGGGCGCCAAACUUGACAGCUCUUGCCGGAACCAUCCAUUCGACAAUAAUCCAGUGAAGCAUCCUGCUGACCAAUCUUCUGCAGACGAGGAAACGGAACACGGGAACAACCCAACUGUGAAAAACUGCUCGAAGAAAUAUCCUGAGAGCGGAGCUAUAGAAAGCGAAAUGAAAUGGAAAGGCAAACCAUCAGACUACAAAAGUUCAAACGCAGGAAAGCUACCGUCCGAUGUGUCCAAACGCAACGCAGGGAACGGCACCGUUGCCGCCAAUUCCAGGACGAGAGACGUCGACUGCAAGUCUCCACAAGGCAUCCACGAUCAAAACAUACCGUUCACUGAAAACCUGCAUGGAUCUAAGAUAACAGGUAUUGGAAAAAACGGAAGCUUAAUGGAUCUUCCCAAAACAGACCCGGGAGAGAGCUCGCUAAGGGUGGAAGUAACUAUUAACAAGGCUAACGGAGACAAUGACAAAAAUACACAGAGCAUGGGAGCCAAGUCUAUUGUCCUGUCUGUCGAAGGAAUUAUGCGACGCCUUUUCCGAGAAAAGUUCGGAAGCAUUUCCAAAUCUAAACUAGAUGAACUUUCCGGAGGCAACACUGCUUUGGAAAGAAUGACACUGAAGACAGCCCUUGUUACUCCUAAGUCUUCCAAAUAUCCUGAAAGUUCCAUGUUUGAUGCGUCAGGGAGUCAUCGAUCUGCGAAGAAACUGGGUAAGGCAGAGCCCGUGGCCCAAGAUGUGGAAGUCUCAGUAUGCUACGCGGCUAUUCAAAACGAAACUAAAGUCGAAGCGCAGACAUGUGGCGCAUCACCAACAGCUGUUACUACGACUUCUCACCGCCGCCCCGGUGGCACUGCCGUGAGUUCACUAAAUGGUUCCGCGGUAGCCAAGGAAACUAUGGCACCGUCCAUUUGUGAUAAGGCGAAAAAUUUUGCUCCUGCGCCCAAUGUUUCGGCAAACCAGGCUGUUCACGAUGCGAAAGGCGUUUCUGAGGUACAGGAUCACGUCCCUGACACGAGAGAAAGUGUAAAGUAUAAAGACGCGCGAAAGUCGAGCAAGUCUGAAAAGAAAGUUAAAGCCAGGAAGACGUCGAAGGAUACGCGCAACGCCAAAAAUGAAACUGUGGAACGGGUUCCAGAUGUACUGCGUGCAAAACGUGCUGACGAGGUGCGUAAGGUAACAUCGCAGGAAUCAAUGAAGCCGCAGGCGAAGGAGAUUACGAAUGCAGUAGACACUGGUGUAGAACCCGUCCGUGCAGCUACCAAGCAAGACACAAGAAUUUUCACUUGGGGAACACCGAAUAAAGAGGACGUUCCACUUCGACAGCUAAGUUUUUCCACCAAGGGCGUUAAAUUUCGAGAUGACCCGAACGCUGCGGUAAGCACGACAGAUGGGGAGACUGAGGGCGGUGCUCCAUCUUCAGUGCCGUUGCCGCGACAAGGUAGUGUCGUAAGAAUUGCAAGGGACGCCAUCACGCUAAAGGAGGGAAAAGAGGGUAGAGUAUCGCGGAAGAAGAAACGGAAAAAUAAACAUGCCACGGCGGGGAAGACGUCUGGUUCGCCCUUGACUGAGAAACAGCAAGCUCAAGGGGGACAGCAAGACAACGGUAACCGAAAGGGUAAGGCCGUUGACAAUGAAACGGGAAUCGACCAGAGAAAAGGUUAUACGUCAGCGUCGCCCAAUCCGCUCCCAUGGGGCCUUCCAGCCCCUCCAGUUGUUUCUCCAGUGAAUGAAAAAGUCGAAGACGUCAAGUCAGCAUAUUCCCCAGACAACGUGAAAGCGAGCGAAACCGCGAAAGAUAUAACCACCAAUGAGUACCGUGUGAAUGCGCUCCCUGACACAUCACCAGGACUUUCGCCUGUUGGCAGGGAAGCGACGCCAAGCGGUGAAAUGGGUCCCGAGCAAUUACGAAGAGAUGACGUCGCCAAACAAAUCUCAAUGGAAGGAAUGAGACCGCCGCUAAAAAUGUCCGAAGAGUUUUUAAGCUUCGCUUCACCACGUACACCAGCGGAAAGGCGCAUGCUUAUGAGAUCUGAAUUUGAAGAGCGCACCGGUAGUAUUCCCAUACUUGUUUGCGGGGCAUGCAUUCUCGUUCUUCUAACCGUCGCAAUUGUUCUUCUCGUUGUAUAUUUCGUUCUGCUCAAUAAGUCUACAGAGGCACAACCUUGCCCUCCGGGCCAAACCUCAACUCGCCCUUCCUCUGUCUCACCAUCUACGACAGGAGCGAGCAGUAGCAGUAGCAGUGGCGCAGCUACCAGCCAUGCGAUUUACUUUUGUUCCACUGCGCAUUGUAACCUGGAAGGCUCGUACAUCGCGUCAAUCUUGAAUGCGAACACAAAACCGUGCGACAAUUUCUACGACUACGUCUGCGAAGUGUGGGGCCAGAGACAUCCACACGACUCAUCUCAAACGGGAUCGGUUGUUUCCACGGACACACUGUUGGAAGCCGUGAUUGCAAAGCGCUCUAUCCCCAUGUUACAGAAUGCCACGCAAAACGACGUGAGAGUGGCCAGCAAGCUUUAUGAGGACUGCACGGAUCGCUCCAAGGUUGGCACUGCAGUAAUGACCGCGCGCGAGAUAUUUCGACUGUGGACCAUCGGGGACUGGCCGAUAACCGGUACCAAUAGCACCAUGGGUAUAGUGUGGAGAUUCGCGGGCGAGCUCAUUCGAGACCUCGACAUUGAAGGCAUCGUCGGUGUUGAUGUAGGCGUUGACCCUGAUGCACUUACAUAUACCAUUAUAGAGCUGGAAGAGCCUGAACUCAUCUUCUUCAGGGGCGACGAAGCGCGGGCGCCAUUGGUUCAGCUGUAUCGUGAUGCUAUCAUGGAAAUCGCGUCAGAAUUCGGAGUUCACAAUGCCAUACAAGACAAGCUUGCAGACGGCGUAAUGACGGUGUUUGAGAGGAUGGCGUAUAGUGUUCACAACGUUAUCAUGAAAGGGACGGCUUCAGGACCACCUUCAGCGACCGUAGGGGAGCUAGACCGCGGCCUACAAGCGUUGCUGAAUGUCGUAUUUGGAAGCGUUUAUCAACUUAGUCAAGUGACGAAAAUUGUCUUGAAGUCUCCGGAGUUCAUCCGUUUUACACUUCCGGACGUCUUGAACGGUUUGCCGCCGAGUGCGAUGUUGAACUAUCUUGGCUUCCUAGCUCUUGUGCACAUGGCUCCAUUUUUUUCAGACAGAUUGCGAAGCUUGCGGCAAGUGUUCAGUGAGAGCGUCAUUGGGCGCCCCAGUCAGGAUGUAAAUGAUACCUCGACCCUAUGCCUGCGUCUGAUUGACAAGGUUCUUCCCACGUGCAUCUCUAAGGCUUACGCACAGUUCAAAGAUCCAGCAGGAGCCACCAUUAACUCACGCCAAUGGUUUGAUCAGCUCGUGGACGUCUUUGGGCGCCAAGUGUCACAACUGUAUUGGAUCGACCAACUUUCGGCCUUAAUCGUUCACUACAUCCUCCAGCAGAAUGACCUUCUACACUUCCCAUCCAACACUAAUCUCGGCAGCUGCUCACCGAACUACCCGACUCCCCCAAGCAGUCCCCUUCGGUUUUACCACGACAUAUCUAUUCUCCACCAGCAAGAGAAGAUACAAAACAUCAUUCGCCAGGGCGGUUCAAAACAAUGGAGGCUAGAACAGUCCGCUUUUAAUACCAUCGCCACGUACGACUAUUCUCGACACGUCGUUUAUGUCCCACAAGGUCUGAUUAACUCGUCCGUAUCAACCGGCAGCACACUGUUCGCAUUUCACCUUGCUCGUGUAGCAGUCCGUAUUUACCAUGCCCUCGUGGAAAUCCUCCUCGAUGACAAUAUUUACGUGGGAGACGUUCCGAUUCGGUUCACGCAUGAGUCUCAGCGCAGGCUUUCUGAUUUGAUGAACUGCUUGGAGCGCGAUCUACGCCACUUCCCACAUUCUCUGGGCCCCAAUAGAUUGUUGAUGGACGCUGCUUCAAUACGACGCUCGGCGCUGAUUCAAACGACGGCCGUGUACCUUGGUUAUCGUGCCUUCCGGGAGCUCUUACACGCACGCCGUAUCUGGCAUCUAGACUUCCGAUUUCAAACCCUUCCAACGAUAUCCGAUGACCAGCUUUUCUUCAUCUACUUCGCGCUGGAUAACUGUGAAUCUGGUGACGAUGUGUAUCACUGGAAGAAAGCUCGUGCUUAUCUUCCGGCGCAGCAUCAAGUCAACCUUCCAUUGAGGCAUUUACCCGAGUUUGCGAGUGUCUUCUCUUGCGGUGUCGGUUCCGCUAUGGUUAUUCCGGAGUCUGCAAUGUGCGAAGUGGGCCCGUCCUUCUAGGCACACUUAUACAUAUCACAAAACAUCGUCAUCAUUUUCGUGUUCUACUUUUUAUUCAA
Messenger RNA from Ornithodoros turicata, 4467 nucleotides. RefSeq lists its product as uncharacterized. Gene Ontology annotation, cellular component: plasma membrane. Gene Ontology annotation, biological process: protein processing. Gene Ontology annotation, molecular function: metalloendopeptidase activity. The coding region runs from base 50 to 4408 and encodes 1452 amino acids. NCBI's taxonomy places the organism in Eukaryota, Metazoa, Arthropoda, Arachnida, Ixodida, Argasidae. The record is from RefSeq and is a predicted model, not a curated record. The transcript has a single exon.